Messenger RNA from Falco peregrinus (peregrine falcon), 3376 nucleotides. RefSeq names its product alkylglycerone phosphate synthase (gene AGPS). The record is from RefSeq and is a predicted model, not a curated record. Gene Ontology annotation, molecular function: FAD binding; alkylglycerone-phosphate synthase activity. NCBI's taxonomy places the organism in Eukaryota, Metazoa, Chordata, Aves, Falconiformes, Falconidae. Bases 750 to 2474 code for a protein of 574 amino acids. The transcript has 22 exons. Gene Ontology annotation, biological process: lipid biosynthetic process.
UGUUCUUGUGCUACUGUGCUGGACUGGCUGGAGCUCCAGUGUCAAUCAGUCGAAAGAACUUGACCUGCGGGCAAGUCCAUGCCGGAGCAGGACAUUCCCAAGUGUCUGUGGCUGUGGAUAAGUCCAUGUCAGAGCAGAAGGGUCUGUGGCUGCGGAUAUGCCCACACCACAGCAGGUAUGCCCGUGAAAGGAUUGCAGCCCAAAGCUAAGUGCACUGGAGAAGGCACACCUUGAAGUAUCUGUGGCCAUGGAUAAGUCCACAACACAGCCGAAGGAACUGCGGCCCACGGAUAAGGCUGCACUGGAGGAGGUACACCUCCAAACAACUGUGGCUGUGGCCAGGCCACAUCAAGUAUUACCCCUGAAGAGACUGUGGCCCAUGAGCCCUGUGUGUUGCAUGAGGACAGCCUGGUACUAGAGCUUGCAAGGCCUCCUGCCUCUGACCCCUCCAGCACUUGGAACCAAGCUGGGGGAGCCCCAGCUGGGAUGGGCAUCCUCGCUUGCCAUCAGGGGACAUGUGCUCCACAACCAACUCACAGCUUUCCUAGCAAAGCCAGCUUGAAUUCAUUUUUCAAUUGCUUCCUGCCCUGAACAUCUCCGAAGCCCCAGCUGGAGCCAGGGUGCCUGUGCUGGACCAGAAGGUAGCAAUCUCCAGCCUGCUGACAUUUCCCACUCCAUCCGCUCAUAGACCAGACCUUGCCUUAUGCCCUAUGGGUUGAUUAAAGGCAGAGGGAUGAUGCUUGCUGUCAAUGAAAAAGCAAGAACUUCUGAAGUGGAAUGGAUGGGGAUAUAAUGACUCCAAAUUCAUCUUCAAUAAGAAGGGUCAAGCAGAAUUUACAGGAAAAAGGUACAGAUUAGGUGGUAUGGUAUUACCAACUUUUAAGGAAUGGAUAGAAAAAACCUUUGGAGCAAGUCUGGAGCACAAAACUACCUCUAGAGCAUCCUUAAAUGUUAACGAUGUACCUCCAUCCACUGUAAAUGAAGAAUUUCUUCAGGAUCUUAAAGCCACUAAAAUAUCGUAUUCACAAGAUGCAGAAGAUAGGGUAUUCAGAGCUCAUGGUCACUGCCUACAUGAGAUAUUCAUACUCAGGGAAGGAAUGUUUAAGCGAAUUCCUGAUCUAGUUGUAUGGCCUGUUUGCCAUGAAGACGUAGUUAAAAUUGUGGAAUUAGCCUGCAAACACAAUCUCUGCAUAAUACCAUUUGGUGGAGGGACGAGUGUCUCUAGUGCCCUUGAAUGUCCUGAAGAAGAAAAAAGAACAAUUGUCUCACUGGAUACAUCACAAAUGAAUCGGAUUCUCUGGAUAGAUGAGAAGAACUUAACAGCUUGUGUGGAAGCUGGCAUUGUUGGACAAGAUCUGGAAAAACAGCUUGCUGAAAGUGGCUUCUGUACAGGCCAUGAACCAGACUCCAUGGAGUUCAGUUCACUAGGAGGAUGGGUAGCAACACGAGCAUCGGGCAUGAAAAAAAACAUCUAUGGAAACAUUGAAGAUCUGGUGAUCCAUAUAAAAAUGGUAACUCCUAGAGGAAUAGUAGAAAAAAACUGUCAAGUACCUCGCAUGUCGACAGGACCUGAUAUCCAUCACUUCAUUAUGGGAUCUGAAGGAACUCUUGGAGUGGUUACUGAAGUUACGAUAAAGAUUCGCCCAGUCCCUGAAUACCAGAAGUAUGGCUCUGUGGUCUUCCCCAAUUUUGAACGAGGGGUAGCCUGCUUAAGGGAAGUGGCAAAGCAGAGAUGUGCUCCUGCAUCAAUUCGCCUUGUUGACAAUGCACAGUUUCAGUUUGGUCAUGCUCUUAAACCACAAGUUGCUUCCAUUUUCACGUCAUUUUUGGAUGGACUGAAAAAAUUCUACAUCACAAAGUUUAAAGGAUUUGAUCCCAACGUACUUUGUGUAGCUACCUUGCUCUUUGAGGGUGACAGAGAGAAGGUUCUUCAGCAUGAAAAGCAAGUCUAUGAUAUUGCCACCAAGUUUGGUGGCUUGGCAGCAGGAGAAGAUAAUGGACAGAGAGGAUAUAUGCUGACAUUUGUCAUUGCUUACCUUCGGGACCUGGGCCUGGAUUACUAUGUAAUAGGAGAAUCAUUUGAGACAUCUGUUCCUUGGGAUAGGGUUUUGGACCUUUGUAGGAAUGUAAAGGAAAGGAUAGUAAGAGAAUGUAAAGAAAAGGGUGUUCAGUUUGCUCCUCUUUCUACCUGCAGGGUGACGCAGACUUAUGAUGCAGGAGCAUGUGUCUACUUCUACUUUGCCUUUAACUACAGAGGAAUUAGUGAUCCUAUUCAUGUCUAUGAACAAAUUGAGAGGGCUGCUAGAGAAGAAAUACUUGCCAAUGGAGGGAGUCUGUCACAUCACCAUGGAGUAGGCAAAUUACGGAAGCGCUGGAUGAAGGAGAGCAUCUCUGAUGUUGGCCUGGGAAUGCUGAGAUCUGUUAAGGAAUAUGUGGACCCCAAUAACAUCUUUGGAAACAAAAAUCUUUUAUAAAGCCCUGCAUAACAUGAUGUACUAAACUUCUUCAAAGUUACUAUUGAAAUUACUCCACUUUCAUUGUAUUGGUAUCCCAGUAAUCAAAUAUAACAUAACUAAACUAGACUAAACUAGUAACUUGAUUUUUUGCCACUCUCUUUCCCCCUCCCCCCAAUAAAGUGUAAACAUUGCUGUUGAUGUUUAUGGAUUUUUACUUUACAAUGCUCUUAAACUCUUACACUUUGUGCCCAGUAGGUUGUUUAUUAUCAGCCAGGAAAUGCAGAUUUGGUUUUGCAGGUUUGGUCAGGCAACACAGCUGACAGUAUUUUCAAUGCUGGAUACUGCCAUAUGUUUCUUACUAAAGCAUUCCCUGCAAGAAGAACAAAGACUGGCAACAGUGUUUUCUACAGAAGCAGUUGCUCAACCCAGCUUCUUGCUAAAGGAAUGCUGCUAAGAGACAGAUGAGGGAACACCAAGAAGUACUUCACCAUACUGAAGGAUUAAGUAUGUAACAGAUUUGUAACCGGUGAAUACUUAAUGUUGGAAGGUGGGCUUUGAUCAAAAGAGACCUAAAAACUGGGUCUCCACUGCAGUAUUAUUGGAAAAAUCUUACACAAUUGAGCAGUUCUGAGUUGUAUUUGUAUUGCUGGGAUAAUCUUAAAUUAAUUGUAGGUCAGUCACUAUUAAGUUUUGUACAAUGGACAUUUCUCACUGUAUGUUGAAAACAGGUUUGUAACAAAACUUUGAAUUCAUCUGUACUUCAGUCCUAGUGUGUAUGGGUUUUGCUCCAGUUUGUUUUGCAGAGAUGCAAAAUAUCUUUUUCAGUUAAGAAAAGAAGUUUUGGCUAUUCAAAUGAAACUGCCCAGCACUGUCUUUUGAAACAGUCUCAACAAUUUAAUAAAACACUUAAGUGGAUAACA